AUGUUCCGUUGUUUCUUCUGGCUCAGCUCAAAGCCUACGGCAACGCGCCAUCGGGCUUCGCAGACCGCCAUGAGAACAGCCGUUUACAGCACACGUGAGACGAACAGGCGCGAGGCUCACGCUGAUGGCGGCAACGCCCUUCUCGCCAGCAUGUAUCCGGCAUUCAAGACGAAAGACCUCGCGCAGCUUCUGGAGAAGCCUCUUCCCUCAACCGCAAACGUGCUGACGAUCGACGGCACCGCGGGCGAAGCCAACAGCAGCGCCUCCUCCAUUCUGCGAUUUGUUAUCACACAUAACGAGGAGGUUUCCAAGCUGCAAAACAACCCCGAGCACCCGCACCCUCUUCUUUUGCUUGUUCAGACCUCAUUGGAUAAAGACGAUGCUGACACAAAUGAGUUCGUUCUCACAAGUGCCCUCCAGCAACGGGACCGACUUAAAGAUGCCACUGCUAUCGUCCUGGACGCCGCGCAGUCGGCCGCCGCCAAGUCUUUUUUGAAGCUUGCCGAGGGAAACAAACUGGAGGCAAAGAGGGAAGGGGAGCCGGCGGAUGCAACCGGCGGCGGUGACGCCGACGCUCCUUUGAAGAAGGAUCCACAAGAAGAUGUCACGGCGGAGAAUCAUGAGGGCGAAACUGAACGGCAGCCACCCGAGGCAGAAGACGCAUUGAAGAGCUCAAACACCAAGAAAAUCUCAACGGCGGCGACAAACACAGUCUCCACCACGACAAAGACUGAAACAAAGACAUCUACUUCUUCAAACAAGGGCAAAAAAAAUGCGAAUGUAGGCAAAAAAACAAAUAAAGACGGACCAUUGAAGCUAUCCUACACUCCACCCCCUGGGGUGGUCAAGCCACGAUCCACCUCCGUUCCGCCCACCCGAGAUGACAUGCGUGAGUCACUGCAAAAAAUGUUUUGCUCGUCGGUUGCAGCACCGUUUCAACCUCCAAAGCAAGUGGAGAGGGCCCUUUUCGCUGGAUAUGUUGACAGAGUACGCGUUGCCGAUAUGAUGAACCUCCCAAUAUAUGGUGGUGGGGAAGUUUACACUUUGUAUUAUCGACUGACCGGUGCGGGGGCGUGCCGUACGCCACUUAUCACAAUUACCCAUAUUUUGGAAGGGGAGUGUCGUAAGAAAAAAGGUAAAGAAGCGAAUGUCGUGGACGUUAUUACAAAAAAUCGUGUGCCAAUUUUGCUGCUUCUUGGCGCGCCAUUUCUUAUCGCGGAGGACGCGCAGCUUAUUUGCGAGGAAUACCAAAAAGCCCUUCAGGAGUCUUUUUCGUCGAAGGCAGAUGUCACGGUGUUGACUGUACCCAAUUGUUUUACUGAGAAGAAUGUUCUUUUCGCGCUUCGGAGCGCGAGCAUAGAUGAUGGUGCUGAUGCUACUAAAGGGCACCAACAGUAUAAAAAAGAAAGUGGAAAAUGGAAUGAAUUAUUAACCCCCUCGAGUGUACGCCAUCGUGGUCAAGACGCAGUGCAGCGUCCAUCGGAGUCACUUUCUGAAAACGUGUUGCGUUCGGUUGUAUCCAACGCACUGGAGGAGGUGGCGCUGCGGCAUGAAAAGUCCACUGAUCAUCUCGUGAGUACCCUGAACAAACUUGUGGAGUACUGGUCGCGUGAGCGUGUAAUAGAACUUAUGGAAGGUCUUCAGGGCGAGAGAGAAGUCCUUGUAGAUGCCACGAAGGAGUUUGGAAAUGUCCAGCAGCAACUCCGCAACACUCGAAGUGCGAUGGAAGCCCUUCAAAGGGACAUGAAGAGCGUCAAUGAUAAAAUAGAGCGGUUUCAAAGAGGGGCGGGUGGCGUCCCAUCCGGUGACACGUCAGCCAUCCUGGAGUCCACCCGGGCGCUGGAGGCACGUCUGGCGGAGUCACUCUGCACAUUGCCUUCCAAGCAGCAGAUUUCUCUCGAUCUGCGGGAGGAGCUGGAGGACGUGCAGAGGAACCUUCAACGCCACCUUGACCAAACACUCUCAAAGAAGUUGAAGACCAUGCAUGAGGAUCAACAACACGACUUGCAACAACUUUUGAAAGAAAAUUCAGGCGGUAACGGGAAUGAUCAAGUAACGCAAAUCAUCCUUCAGGAACUUCCACAGCGUAUUCAGACUGCGAUGGAAAGGGCUUUGAGCUCUUUCAGCCAAAACUCGGACGAGCGGACGAGAGGCCUGUUGGAGAGUCAGCAGAAGGCGGCACAGCGGCAGAUCUCCGCGUUGUGUGACAGGCUGUGCGACACGGUUGAGGCAGGACAAGGACGAGUUGUGCGAACGGUGUCGGAGCUGCUGUCUACAAAACUGGAUGGUCACGGCACGAACAACGCCGAUGACAAGAAACCGCAUGCGGCGGAUAACGACAAUACGAUAUAG
Messenger RNA from Trypanosoma cruzi, 2352 nucleotides. RefSeq lists its product as uncharacterized. The coding region runs from base 1 to 2352 and encodes 783 amino acids. The record is from RefSeq and is a predicted model, not a curated record. The transcript has a single exon. Lineage: Eukaryota; Euglenozoa; Kinetoplastea; Trypanosomatida; Trypanosomatidae.